Messenger RNA from Xenopus tropicalis (tropical clawed frog), 867 nucleotides. It is a transcript of the gene spacal, whose product is annotated as sperm acrosome associated 5 like gene 1. Gene Ontology annotation, molecular function: lysozyme activity. The record is from RefSeq and is a predicted model, not a curated record. The transcript is spliced from 4 exons. Lineage: Eukaryota; Metazoa; Chordata; Amphibia; Anura; Pipidae. The coding region runs from base 332 to 754 and encodes 140 amino acids.
UGAUCCUUGCACUUCUGUAAACUGAACCAAAACUUUUAUGGCCCCAUCUCUGGAACAUGAUCAGGAAAUCUACUGUUUAUUUUCAGGGCUGGAGGUAUUGGCCAAUAUUAGUUAUAUAUAAUAAUAAUGAUAUAAUAAUACAUAAAUAUGCAGGAAAUAUUUCUGAACAUGAAAAAUUUGCUUCAAAGUUCCACCUGUUGUGCCUUUCAUCAUUGUCGAUUAGUUGUUUACCUAGGAGUAGCCCUUAUCGGCACAGCUGCUCCUCACUAUUGUGUAACACAUCUUUAGGAUAUAAAUAUAGGAAGGGUACCAGCCAUCCCUCAAAUUCAUAAUGAAGAUCUGUUUGAUGAUCGUAGUUGCUGCUGCUCUUGCUGGUAACAGCUGGGCAUUGGAUAGAUGCUCAGUAGUGAGAGCCAUUCGGAGAGGUGGGCUUGCUGGCAUAAAAGGUUAUUCCUUGGGGGACUUUGUCUGCUUGGCUUAUCAUGCGAGUCGAUACGAUACCUCCCUGCAUAGAAGCCCAACAGAGUAUGGCAUAUUCCAGAUCAACAGCUACUGGUGGUGCGACGAUGGAAAAACCCCAGGACGCAAGAAUGUGUGUCGAAUUCCAUGCAGAAAUUUGUUAAAUACAAACAUCGCAGAUGAUGUGAAGUGCGUAAAAAGAAUUGUGAGUGAUCCCAAUGGUCUGGCAGCUUGGGAACCCUGGAAAAAAUAUUGUAGAGGAAAGAACCUCAGCUCCUAUGUCAGAGGAUGUUAGUCCAACCGGAUCAGCAGAAAAUAGCAGCUGCUUUCACUUUUUUUUCUUUCUGUCCUGGACUAUUGAUGCCCUGCUUUAUUAGACCCUCAUUAAACUCUCUCUAUAGCACUAAG